Molecule: messenger RNA, 3957 nt
Organism: Penicillium paradoxum
Lineage: Eukaryota; Fungi; Ascomycota; Eurotiomycetes; Eurotiales; Aspergillaceae
Exons: 6
Coding region: 1-3957 (1318 amino acids)
Biological process (GO): ribosome biogenesis; mitotic spindle assembly checkpoint signaling; endoplasmic reticulum to Golgi vesicle-mediated transport
Cellular component (GO): RZZ complex
Molecular function (GO): protein binding
Source: RefSeq, a predicted model, not a curated record
AUGCCAGGAACUAUCGGAGACGAGGGGCUGUGCCAGGCGGUACUAGGCUUUGUCGCCGGAGGGACUUAUCCCGAGGAGAAUGUAGUUGCCAGCAAGUUCCCGGCAGCUGCUCUCGCUAGGGAAUUGGAGCUCAUAGCGAAGGCGCGUGAGCAGGUAGAGAAUGAGAUUAGUUCCCUGAGUCGCGAGAACACCACCUUCGAUGCCGACAACUGGAUCAUCCAAGCGAAACAACUUCACGCCGAUAUCGAGCGCUCAAGAUUGACUGCGCGAGAAAUUGUCGCGCAGCACGAGCAUACUGAACCUCUGCAGGCGAAGGUUGAAGAUGCGAGGGCCAAAGUCGCCUUGGUUGAGACGGAGAUAGCCUUCAACCAAGCCGUAGCAGGUACCUUGGAGGAAGUGCAACGUCUGUGCCAGCAGCUGGAGACCGGACGAGUUGCUCUCAGGAAUGGUCAGAUCACCACCGCCAUUGAGCAAUUGGAGUCUACCGACGCGGCUGUUGGGAAGGAUGCCUUUUUUACCAAUACAAAUGUCAUGAGUAUACUCUCCGAUGAGGUAUCACUGCUGCGAUCGGAGAUUGUCGAGGCUCUUCGUUUGCGUUGGGCCGAGCAGCUGAAGGUUGACCGACAACAAGGGGAAUUCCGGGUCGCCAGCACAGAUACAGAUAUGGAUUCUCUCGAGAGCACUAUUACGUCGCUAGCCCGACUGGAUAUACUCAUAUCUGCUAAUGAAAAGCUCCAAAAGAACCUGUUGUCUGCGAUCAUUAAUCCGAUCUUGCUACCUGGCCCCAACGGAACCAGCCAUGGUGUAGUAGUGACGAAGACUAGCAUUCGCAUUGAGCCUGAGGCCUCAGAAGCAACAGCAUCGGAGACGCUGGAUCGCCUGUCCGAGGUUUUGGGCUACUUGCGAGAAAGUCUACCCACAUCAGUGGCUGCGAAUUUCUCGGAAUCAUUCAUUGCGAUAAUUUCCUCGAAGGUGAUCUCCGAGUGGCUGUCUUCUGCUAUCCCCACCGAUUUAAGUGGUCUUGCUGAAUUUGAAAACACCCUGAACCGGGUUUUACAAUUCACCAAGCAAAUAGAUUCCUGGGGCUGGACUGGCCAAGAAGAGCUCGUCUCAUGGGUCAACCAAGCUCCCCGCUUGUGGUUGACUCGACGCAGGGUAGACUCGCUUGAUAGCGUCCGCAAGGUCCUUGCUGCUAGUCAGGGAACGACAAAACAGGUCGAGCGAAUUGAAAAGGAAAAGGUUUCCCAGGCUGACGGAGCACUUUUGGAGAACGUCGUUCAUGAUGAUUGGGACGCGGACUGGGGUCACGAUAAAGAAGAUGAUGCGCCCGAGAAAUCAACAAAGCCCGAGGAAGAAGAGGAAGACGUUAGUGCAUGGGGGCUUGAUGACGAUGAUACCCAUGAAACUCCAGGCCAGACAAAACAAGACGAACCGUCUUCCAUGGAAGAUGAUGACGCUGAUGACGCCUGGGGCUGGGGUGACGAUGAUGAAGACGACCAAAAAGUCGAUAGUCAGCCCGCGCAUUCCCAGACCACUGCACAGAAAAAACCGGACGACGUCAAGAGUCUAGUUGGGUCUGCAUCACCUAAAGAGGUCACCCUGAAGGAGGUAUUCACAAUCACCGAUAUCCCCGAGUCUGUUCUCAGAGUCGUUCAGCAGCAAAUCAACGAUUCAAAGGAUAUCUCGCAGCCUAUACAUGCCAACUCCCGUGUCGCUUCUUCUGGCGCUGGUCUUCUUGCACUGCCAACCUUGAUAUUGGCUAUGUUCAAAGCUACCUCGUCCACAUUUUACUCUCUGAAACUUAAUUCAGGGCAGAUGUACCUCUACAACGAUAGUUUGUACCUUGCCGAUGAGAUACGCAAAUUGGUUGAGGAGCAUGAACUCUCCAGACUCCAGCCCGAUGUCGAGGCCCUCGAGAAAUUUGGCAAAUUUGCGUAUAGCAAAGAGAUGCAAACGCAGCGCACGAUUGUCACUGAUCUGUUGGACGGUGCCCAAGGAUUUGGACAAUGCUCCGAGCAGCCCUUCCAAGCGGACUGUGAGAAUUCUGUUGCCGCAACUGUGGACCGGAUUCGCGAUGUUUACAAGGAAUGGCAACCUAUUCUGUCUCAUUCCGCGCUGCUUCAGUCUGUCGGGUCUCUCUUGUCUACAGUGAUCAACAAGGUUGUUAUUGACGUUGAAGAUCUGGGUGAUAUUUCAGAGGACCAGUCCCGGCAACUGGUCUCCUUCUGCAACCAGAUCUCUAAAUUGGAGGACCUCUUUGUACCCGAGGCCGAUGGUGAUGCGGGAGCAUUGCCAGUCACUGCCAUCUAUGUUCCGAGCUGGCUCCGUUUCCAGUAUUUGAUCAACAUCCUUGAGAGCUCUCUCGCCGAUAUCAAGUUCCUUUGGCUCGAAGGGGAAUUAGGCUUGGAGUUUUCUGCUGAGGAAGUGAUCGACCUGAUUGAGGCAUUGUUUGCAGAGUCUGAUCACCGGCGACGUGCUAUUUCUGAGAUUCGAAGAGCCCCUCGAGGAUAUGAAGAUUUGAUGACCGCAGCAGAGGCUGCUCAGCGACAACUUACCAGCCAACAGGAGGAUAUUGCUCUACCUGAAAGCACCGGCCCAAUUCUCGUUCCUACUGGCCUUCGACGAUAUGCGCUGUCCACACUGGUGAACAAUCUUUUGGGGAGCGAAAAGCCCGUUCCCUUCGAGUUUUUGAUCAAUGGAACUUUUUUGCGGACCUCAAUUGACGAGUAUCUGGUUUCCAACGGUAUCUCUGCUGAGACAACUCUCGAGAUUGAAUAUGUUCGGGCUUUGACCCCGCCACUGCACAUUGCCUCGUUCCAGCACGAUGACUGGGUUAGCGCGACUGAUGUCCUUUCCAAGACUUCAGCUGCUGCGUCCUGGGCGUCAGGUGCAACUUUCACCAAGGGCCAGGAAAGAAUCCUGUCGGGAAGUUAUGAUGGUCUGCUUCGAAUCUGGAAUAUGUCUUCUGAGACUAUUGCGACCUCCCCUGCUGCCGCUGAUGGAGGCCACACUGCAUCUAUCAAAGCCGCCAAGUUCGUCUCUCCGAACCAGAUCGCAUCUGCUGGUCUUGAUCGCACAGUCCGGUUGUGGAAGUAUACCGAAGGAGAGGGUGGGUUCACUGGAAAGAUCUCUCCCCAGUUGGAACUCUACGGUCACAAGGCUGGAAUCGAGUCACUAGCAGUCCAUGCCAAGUCCAACCGUCUGUUGACUGGUUCGGCAGACAACACUGUCGGAUUCUGGUCCACCAAAAAGGCUGAUGCCCCGGCUGCACCAGAGAAUCUGCUUCCAUCCAGCAAUGCCCGUAACACUAAGCGCCGCAGGUUGAACACAUCCGUCAGCACUCCCCAGCGUGGCCCUCUGUCCCUCCUUUCAGCCCACACAGCACCCGUUUCUGCUGCUAUCUUUGAUGGAAAGGAUGCUACUGUUGGUUACUCAGCCUCAUGGGAUCACUCUCUGCGGACUUGGGAUUUGGUCACUGGUUCUCUGGUCGACACUCGCACAACAUCACACUCACUCCUCUCGCUCGAACACCUCCCUGAACUCAGCCUGUUGGCUGCUGGUACCGCCGCUCGUCAUAUCACUUUGAUUGAUCCUCGUGCAUCUGCCACGACAGUGGCUGCCAUGACCCUCCGUGGCCACACUAAUGCUGUUGUGAGCUUGGCUCGUGACCCCCACAGCACAUAUGGUCUCAUCAGUGGUAGUCACGAUGGUACAUGCAGAAUUUGGGAUAUUCGGUCUACCAAGACCGACAAGGAAGGUGUUGUUGGUGAGAGUGUUUACUCGAUUACCCGGAAGAGCCUCCAGGAUGAGGGCAAGUCGGAUAGCAAGCGCGUUGGUGGCGAAGGUGUGAAGGUAUUCAGCGUGUGCUGGGACAAGACGGUGGGCAUUGUCAGUGCUGGUGAGGAUAAGCAGAUCCAAAUCAACCGCGGUGAAGGUGUCCUGUCUUCACAGGCAUGA